GGCCAAUCAGGUGUGCAUUUUCUGAAGGUCAGUUUUGUGGCUCCUCGCUCUGAUGCGUGAGGUGGCUCUCCAACAAUAGAAAGUGGUACGUACCAUCACAGUCUUUACGAUAGGUACAUUUCCCCACGAAGUCAAGAUUAUAUUUUCUACUUUGCAUUGAUAAAAUAGUUUCCUCGCCAGUGAAUUAAUCUUAAAAUCGGUUGUUGUAGUAUGUUGCAUUAGAUUGUGCCCUCCGGAGCCCUUCUGGUAGGGAAUAGUGCCUUGUUCCUUCGCUGCUGAACGUGAUUCAUUUCUCCCCGGCAAUGAUAACCAAAGCAUGGAAGUGGGUUGGAUUGGAUAUGUCAAUUGACAGAAACAGCGGCGUGCACUGUACUGUAGUAGGGAUGGCAAGAAUAUAGGAGGAAUUGAACAGACAUUUAAGGUGUGGUAGCCGUGGUCCAGGUAUCCCAGGAUGCCGUUGGUGAAGAGGAGUAUUGAGCCCAGGCACCUGUGCCACACGGUGCUGCCGCGGGCCAUCAAGAACGAGCUGGAGUGUGUGACCAAUGUGUCCCUAGCUAACGUCAUCCGACAGCUCAGCAGCCUCAGUAAGUACGCAGAGGAUCUUUUUGGGGAGCUGUUCAACGAGGCCCACUCCUUCUCCUUCCGGGUCAACUCCCUCCAGGAGCGCGUGGACCUCCUCUCUAUCAGCGUCACUCAGCUAGAUCCUAAGGAGGAGGAGCUAUCUCUCCAGGACAUUACUAUGAGGAAGGCAUUUAGGAGCUCCACCAUCCAGGACCAGCAGCUGUUUUCCCGCCUGUCACUGCCCAUCCCCCUGCAGGAGACGUUUGACCUCUGCGAGCAGCCACCACCCCUCAACAUCCUCACACCCUACAGGGAUGAUGGUAAGGAGGGGCUGAAGUUCUACACAAACCCCUCCUACUUCUUUGACCUAUGGAGAGAGAAGAUGCUGCAGGACACGGAGGACAAGAGGAAAGAGAAGAGGAAACAGAAGGUAAGGGGAAACGACCGUACUCUGGAGACUGAGAAGGUACCGCGGGUGCCUCAUGACCGGAAGAAGGAGUGGCAGAAACUGGCGCUGGGGGCAGAGCUAGCUGAGGACGACUCUGAGGAGGCCUUGAAAGAAAGAGAGGCUAACGGCUCCGCCACCUACCACGACAGGUCUGGAGCUCCUAUGUACUUGGAAGGGAUGGACGGGCCGUUCUCCCUAGCAGCGCUGCCCUACAGUCAAAUGAACGAGCUGCUGAACCGUCCUGGGGACAGAAUGUACACGCGACCCCACGACCCCCCACCACUGCCCCCCAUGCACCCUCUGGGAGACAUCAAACCCCCCUCCAUGAUCAGCUCCAGUUCAGGUUUUUCAGACAGCAGACCCCAGUCUCCAGCACAGAUGCAUGGCUUCAAUUCCAACACCCCUCCCCCUCCGCCUCCCCCCUUGCCUCCUCCACCUCCCCCCUUGCCUUCUAUGUCCAGCUCUGGCCCACGGGGCACCCCUCCUCCCCCUAUCCCUCCUCUACCAGUCCAGCAGCAGCCCCCGGCCAUCCCCCUCCCCCCGCCCCUCCAGAUCGCCCCUGGCGUCCUCCACCCUGCCCCUCCUCCCGUGGCUCCUCCCCUCCACCUCUCCUCCCCGGCCCGCCUCCAACAGAUCCUGGACAAGGGCCCGCCCCCUGGCCAAUCAGAUGGCACUGUACUGCCCCCGCCCCCUCCUCCUCCUCUGCCUCUCCCAGGAGCACGGAGCUCCUCCCCCUGCCCGCCAGGCCCGCCCCCCGUGCCUUCCUUCCUGUCAGGUGCCGUGGGGUCCCCAGCCUCUCACUCCAGUGGGAAGAAACAUUCUGCCAGCCUGCCGCCCAUCAGCGACGCACGCAGCGUCUUAUUGGAGGCCAUUCGCAAAGGUAUCCAGCUCAGGAAGGUGGAAGAGCAGAGGGAGCAGGAGGCGGCCAAACACGAGCGUGUGGGGAACGACGUGGCCACCAUCCUGUCCCGACGCAUUGCCGUCGAGUACUCUGACUCGGAGGAUGAGUCCGAGUUCGACGAAGGAGACUGGAUGGAGUGAAUGAGAUGGAGGGAGAGGAGAAGAGAAGGGGACAGAGGGCAAAACUGUCACCCAACCGUACCCCCUUUCUAGAUGUCAGAAGUUUAUCCUUACAACUGCUCUCACCUGUCAGUCCUGUUUUACUUCCCCUUCAUGCACUACUCUACACCACUCUCACUCUCUCUUCUCUCUCUCUCUCUCUCUCUCUCUCUGUGUCAAUUACUGUUCUUCUAUGUGUGUUUGGAUAAAAAGCUCCAUGUCAGUUGUUUGUUCCAUGUGUUCUGGUCGGGUUAUGUUUUUGUACUCAUUUUUCUACACUACUGCACAUCGUUCAGUUGCUAUCAUGUUAUUUUCCUUCUUUAUCCUCCAAUGGUAUGAAAUCCUCCUCGUGUACAGUUGUUUCAAAAAUAACCUUUUAAAGAAAAACUAUUGAUGAAGAACGACACAUUUUUUUAUUUCCUGUUUGUUUCUCGCUGUUCAGUAUUAACGUAACAAAGUGGCAUGACACUUCUGUCCUUAGUACUGUCUUGCCUCCUGGUGGGCCAAAGUGGAGGUGAAUGCAUUCUGUAUUUUAUUAUCUCUUCUUGGAGUUUCUUUUCUAACAGAAAAACACAUGCCGUUUCUAAAUGGGCCAGUUGUUGCCAAUAUGAACUACUUGAAGGAUGGUAGCCAUCCUGAAUAUCAGUCGGCUGUGGUUAUUUGCUGAGGUGAUUUAUUGGAGUUGUUCUGUGUUUUUAUAUCAUCCGAUUUGACUUAUUACCUUAGAACAAGGAAAAUAUUGUGAUGAUGAUAUGUUAUGUGAUGAUUGUUGUAUGAUUCUGAUGAUGAAGAUAAAGAAGAAUUAUGGUGAGAUAUUAGAAUAAUCAGAACCACUUAACAGUAGUGUCCCACUGGACACACACAGGUUUAAUCAACGUUGUUUCCACUUCAUUUCAAUGAAAUUAUGUUGAACCAACGUGGAAUAGACGUUGAGUUGACGUCUUUGCUCAGUGGGGUCUGACCAAUGGGAACCACUUAUAGAAGGCAGAUUAUUUCUCUGUGUGUCAACUAACGAGAAGCCUUACCUCGUUUGACUCUAGAAAACUAAAUAAGGGCUCUAUUCAAUCUGUAUCGCUGAAGCGUUACAGAUUGUGCAAUACAAAUGUUAAGAUAAUUUCCGAUUGAGCCGACAGGUGCUGCAUUUACUGUGAAGGCAGUCUCCGCUAACUUGGGAACAUUGCCUUUACAUUUCAAUCACGCUGUAACGCUAAUCUUCAGCGAUACACAUUGAAUAGAGCUCCCACAGUUACUAUGAAGAAUUUAAAUGAAUUAACGGCAUUAGUCUACCUGUGUUUCUGCUGCCAAGGGGGCGGGGCCAUGAUGAGAAAGAAGGAUUCAUCUGCCUUCACGGCUCCCUUUGAAGAUGUCUGCCGUCCUUUUCUUUCUUUUUUCUUUCUUUCGUUCUUUCUUCUACUUGCCUUAUUGUUUGUACAGACAUAUCGUUGAGUUGAUGAAUGUAUUGUGCUGUUACUACUUUCUGCCUGUUCUGGUAUGAAUUAACUGUUUCUAUGUUUGGGGAGUGGGAGAGAGGAAAAUUAACCCUGGGUUAAAAAAAUAUACUGUAUAACAUGUAACUUAUGUAACUGUUGACUAUAACAGUUUGCUUGAGUUAAUAAAAGCUAAUGUUAUGUUUCAGGA
This is a messenger RNA of Salmo salar (Atlantic salmon), 3706 nucleotides long. RefSeq names its product actin-binding protein WASF1. The record is from RefSeq and is a predicted model, not a curated record. Gene Ontology annotation, cellular component: SCAR complex; cytoskeleton; lamellipodium. Gene Ontology annotation, molecular function: Arp2/3 complex binding; protein kinase A regulatory subunit binding; actin binding. Gene Ontology annotation, biological process: positive regulation of Arp2/3 complex-mediated actin nucleation; actin cytoskeleton organization. Lineage: Eukaryota; Metazoa; Chordata; Actinopteri; Salmoniformes; Salmonidae.